CCCUCUCUCAUUUCUCUAACGCACCACACACAAUGUCCGACGACGAAGCCACCGCCACCACCCCCACCACCCCCACCGUCACAUUCACCCCAAACACCUCAGAAAAAAUCCAAUCUGCACUCCAUUCCCUUACCACCAUCGUCAACCCAACACUCUCCGUUACCUCAUCCACAACCCCUCUCUCAAUCCUCAACGAAUGCGAAAUCUACUCCCAAAUCGCCGCCCUCCUCCGCCAACCCAACUCCGGCGCCGGUGACAACAAUCUCUGCCGUUGGCUCUAUGACACUUUUCAAUCCAAUGUCGCCGAUCUCCAACUCACCGUCCUCCGUUUCCUCCCUAUUAUUGCCGGUGUUUACCUCUCACGUGUCGCGGAAAGAAAACCGCAAGCCGGUUUUGAAGCUGUUCUUUUAGCACUCUACGCGCAUGAAACAACCUCACGCGCCGGUGAACCCGUCACAGUCACUAUCCCUGACAUGUCACACCCAAGCGUGUAUCAUGAAUCCAAAGCAACAAUCAAUAAGAACAAUGCCACCGAUAAAACCAUCGUUGUUUUGUCGCCGUUGCUUGAGCCACACGGCACCGUUAGAUCGACACGAAGAGCGCGAAUCGUCGGCGUGGCAUUUGAGUUAUUCUAUAGCAAAAUUUCCCAAAUGUCCAUUGCUCCAAAGAUUGAUUUUUGUAAGUUUUGCAAGAUUUGGGCCGGUCAAAAUGGUGACAUGUACAAGUAUUUCGAAGAUGAAGAUGAUGAAGAAGACGAUGAAGAAGCUGAAGUUAAAAUAGAAAAAGACAAAGAAAGUGAAGAGUUUAAGAAAGGGAGGGUUCCAAUGCCAUGGGAAUUGUUGCAACCAAUUUUGAGAAUAUUGGGACAUUGUUUGAUGGGUCCUAAUAAUAAGGAUACAAAGUUGUUUGAGGUAGCUAGUGAGGCAUGUAGGUGUUUGUUUGCAAGGGCAAUGCAUGAUGUUAAUCCAAAUGCUAUUUUGCCUAUGAGAAGUUUGUUGAGGCUUUCUAAGAAUAUUGAUGAGUUUGAUGCAACUGAACCACCUAAGACUGAUGUUAUUAGUCUUUAGUUAGUUUUGGGUGUUUUAGGUGUUUUUGUUUUUUGUUUUAAUUUUUAUUUCAUUACCUUUUGGUUUUUUAAUUUUGAAGUAUGUUGCUUGGAUGCUUCUAAUUUAUCAAGGUGGAAGAUCACCAUUGAAUUUUACUUUAUGGGUGAAAGGGAGUAUAUAUAAUUGGGGAU
Trifolium pratense (red clover) is the source of this 1237-nucleotide messenger RNA. RefSeq lists its product as uncharacterized. The record is from RefSeq and is a predicted model, not a curated record. Gene Ontology annotation, cellular component: plasma membrane. NCBI's taxonomy places the organism in Eukaryota, Viridiplantae, Streptophyta, Magnoliopsida, Fabales, Fabaceae. Bases 33 to 1067 code for a protein of 344 amino acids. The transcript has a single exon. Gene Ontology annotation, biological process: phosphatidylinositol phosphate biosynthetic process; protein localization to plasma membrane.